AUGCUGACAUCGAAGUUGUAUCCCUGGCACCUGUUUAGAUCAACAUCCCCAAACUCCAGACAUAAGGAAAUGUUCAACAGAAGUCAACUCACCCCAGAAUAUUUUCUUCUUACUGGCCUCCCUGGGCUGGAGGCCUUUUACCCUUGGUUUAUCUUCCCAUUCUGCUCUAUAUAUCUUGUGGCCCUUGUGGGUAAUAGUCUGAUUCUGGCAGUGAUCAAGAACAGCCCCUCUCUGCACCAGCCAAUGUACCUAUUUCUUGCUAUGCUGGCCUUUGCAGAACUUGGUGUCUCUGUUUCUACACUGCCCACUGUGCUGGGCAUUUUCCUUCUUGGUGCCAGUGAGAUCUCUUUUGCAGCCUGCCUUUUACAGAUGUUCUCCAUACACUCCUUUUCCAUCAUGGAAUCAGGAGUCCUGCUGGCCAUGUCUGUGGACCGCUUUGUGGCCAUCUACAACCCAUUGCGGUACACUGCCAUCCUGACCCUGCCCCGAAUUGCUGGCACUGGUGCUGCUCUUGGACUGAAGAGUGUGGUGCUCAUGUUCCCACUGCCCUUUCUCCUGAUGCGUCUGCCCUUCUGUGGCCACAAGGUCCUCUCCCACUCCUACUGUCUUCACUCAGAUCUAAUCCAGCUCCCCUGUGGCAACACUCGGCCCAACAGCAUUCUGGGGCUCUGCAUUGUAACUUCCACUUUUGGUCUGGACUCACUGCUCAUCAUCAUUUCUUAUGUGCUGAUUCUCUACACAGUGCUGGGCAUUACCUCUGGGGAAGGUCGGCGGAAGGCCCCGAACACAUGUGUAUCACAUAUCUGUGCAGUCCUUGUAUACUAUGUACCCAUGAUCAGUGUGGCUCUGGUACAUCGCUUCAUGAAGCAUGCUGCACCUGCUGUCCGUCUGCUCCUGGCCAAUGUCUAUCUUCUGGUCCCUCCUCUGCUCAAUCCCAUCAUCUACAGUGUUAAGACUAAGCAGAUUCGCCAGGGACUAAUCCACCUCUUUCUUCAAAGAAAAUAA
This is a messenger RNA of Artibeus jamaicensis (Jamaican fruit-eating bat), 1005 nucleotides long. Its product is annotated as olfactory receptor 51I2. NCBI's taxonomy places the organism in Eukaryota, Metazoa, Chordata, Mammalia, Chiroptera, Phyllostomidae. The record is from RefSeq and is a predicted model, not a curated record. Bases 1 to 1005 code for a protein of 334 amino acids. Gene Ontology annotation, molecular function: G protein-coupled receptor activity; olfactory receptor activity. The transcript is spliced from 2 exons. Gene Ontology annotation, cellular component: membrane. Gene Ontology annotation, biological process: G protein-coupled receptor signaling pathway.